This is a messenger RNA of Amblyraja radiata (thorny skate), 3951 nucleotides long. RefSeq names its product zinc finger protein 850-like. Bases 156 to 3740 code for a protein of 1194 amino acids. Gene Ontology annotation, biological process: regulation of transcription by RNA polymerase II. Gene Ontology annotation, molecular function: RNA polymerase II cis-regulatory region sequence-specific DNA binding; DNA-binding transcription factor activity, RNA polymerase II-specific. NCBI's taxonomy places the organism in Eukaryota, Metazoa, Chordata, Chondrichthyes, Rajiformes, Rajidae. The record is from RefSeq and is a predicted model, not a curated record. The transcript has 7 exons.
CUUAAACACCCCCUGAUAAACAUCUCUGCUGGUUGAAAACAAAAUAUUUUCUAGUCACUGUAUGGGUCUUCUGCAUCGCGGUGGGGAGAGACUGCUACCUGUUCUGUGUCUGGCAAGUGGGUCACAGAUUUAUCAACGUGUACACAACUCUGCUAAUGCUUCACAACACGAAUCAAACAAUUGUGUUGCUCCUGAGGCAAGGAUUUGUGAACAUUUCUGUGCCCCGCAGUACGCUUGAGAUGCCUGUCACUUGCUCAGAGUGUGGAAAAGGGUUGUCCAAUUCCUCUCAGCUGAUGAUCCACCGGCGGAUCCACACCGGAGAGAGGCCGUUCACCUGCUCCGAGUGCGGAAAGGGCUUCACCCAGUCCGCCAACCUGAAGAGGCACCAGCAGGUCCACACGGGGGAGAGGCCGUUCAGCUGCUCCGAGUGCGGGAAGGGCUUCACCCAGUCGUCUCACCUGGCGACCCACCAGCGGGUCCACAGCGGGGAGAGGCCGUUCAUCUGUUCCGAGUGCGGCAUGUCCUUCAGCCGGUCCUCCAUCCUGGUGACCCACCGGCGAGUCCACACCAGGGAGCGGCCAUUCACCUGCACGGAGUGCGGCGUGGGGUUCAGCCGCUCGUCCAACCUGGUGACCCAUCGGCGGGUCCACACCGGGGAGAGGCCGUUCACCUGCCCCGAGUGCGGGAAGGGGUUCAGCCGCUCCUCCCACCUCCUGACCCACCGACAGGUCCACGCUGGUGAGAGGCCGUUCACCUGCUCCGAGUGCGGGAAGGGCUUCACUCAGUCCUCUUCCCUGCUGAAGCACCAGAGGGUCCACACCGGGGAGAGGCCGUUCACCUGCUCCCUGUGCGGGAAGAGCUUCACCCAGUCGACCUACCUGGUGAUGCACCAGCGGGUCCACUCCGUUGAGAGGCCGUUCACCUGCCCCGUGUGCGGGAAGGGUCUGGCCGAUUAUUCCCAGCUGCUGAGCCACCAGCGGCUCCACUCCGCCGACAAGCCGUUCCCCUGCCCAGACUGCGGGAAGGGCUUCACCCACUCGACUAAACUGAAGCGGCACCAGCGGGUCCACACCGGGGAGAGGCCCUUCACCUGCCCCGAGUGCGGGAAGAGCUUCACCCAGUCGUCUUCCCUUCUCACCCACCGGCGGGUCCACACCGGGGAGAGGCCAUUCACCUGCUCCGAGUGCGGGAUGGGGUUCAGCCGAUCGUCCGUCCUGGUGGCUCACCAGCGACGCAUCCACACGGGUGAGAGGCCCUUCACCUGCCCCGACUGCGGCAUGGGCUUCAGCCGCUCAUCCAACCUGCUGAAGCACCAGCGGGUCCACACCGGGGAGAGACCCUUCGCCUGCUCUGAGUGCGGGAAAGGCUUCACCCAGUUGUCCCAUCUGCUCGCACACCAGAGGGUCCACACUGGAGAGAGGCCGUUCACCUGCUCGGAGUGCGGGAAGGGAUUCACAGAAUCGUCCGGACUGCUGAGCCACCGGAGGGUCCACACCGGGGAGAGACCCUUCACCUGUUCCGAGUGCGGGAAGGGAUUCACCAUCUCCUCUUACCUGCUCAAACACCAGCGGGUUCACAGCGCCGUGAGGCCGUUCGCCUGCUCCGAGUGCGGGAAGGGAUUCAUUGAGUUCUCCAAACUGCAGAAACACCGGCGCGUCCACAUGGGGACGAAGAAGAUUGUGGAGGCUGUGGAGAGGGUGCAGAAGUGGUUUACCAAGUGCUGCCUUCAUGAGAAGGUUGGACGAGCGGGUGAAGCCUUUGCCGCACUCGGGGCAGGUGAACGGACGCUCACCGCCGUGUGCCCGCUGGUGCCGGAGGAGGAUGGAGCGGUGGCUAAACGCCGUCCCGCACAGGGAGCAGGUGAACUGCCGCUCGCCAGUGUGAGCCCGCUGGUGCCGGCGGAGGUGGGACGGGCAGGUGAAGCCCGUCCCGCAACGGGAGCAGGUGAAGGGGCUCUCCCCGGUAUGGAUCCGCUGGUGGGCGAGGAGGCUGGAGAGGUCUGCGAAGGCCCCCUUACACAGGGAGCAGAUGACCCGCCUGUCGGCCGUGUGCACCCUCUGGUGCCGGGCGAGGUGCGACGACCGUUAUCAGGACGCAUGCGCCCAACCGGGGAGCGCAGAGGAUCCUGGGAAGGGGCUGGCGAGCGAUCGGGAGGCGCGGCGGAGAAAAUGGCCGCGGGGGGGGAGGCGGGUGUGGACGGGGGCCUCCCGCUCGACGGCCCGCGGAAUGGGUGGCACGGAAUGAAGAGGAAGGAUCACAAAGACAUCCCUGAGGUUUCUCGAGGCUCGGCAGCUCAUUCAACUCGAGACGACUGUGAACAAAACACACUUGGCCCAUUAUCUGAUUCGCGUUUGAGUGCAGGUACUUUCUGUGCAGCAAUGAAUCAGUUUAACUGUUCUGUCUGCGGGAAAACCUUUAAGCAAUCCAGCAACCUGAUUAAACACAAGCGGGUUCACACCGGGGAGAGGCCGUUCUCCUGCGCCGAGUGUGGGAAGGCCUUCACUAAUUCCACCAACCUGCUGAGACACAAGCAGAUUCACACGGGGGAGAGGCCUUUCUCCUGCUCCGUCUGUGCCGAGAGAUUCACCCGGCUGUCUUCCCUGCUGACCCACCAGCGGCUCCACACCGGUGAGAGGCCGUUCGUCUGCGCUGAUUGUGGGAAGGGUUUCACCGAUUCCACCCGGUUGCUGAGGCACCGGCGGCUGCACAGCGGCGAGAGGCCAUUCACCUGCGCCGAUUGCGGCAAGGGCUUCACCCACUCGACUAUCCUCCUCCGACACCAGCAGAUCCACACCGGCGAGCGGCCGUUCAUCUGUACCUCCUGCGGGAAGAGCUUCAGCCGCUCAUCCCGGCUUGCCAUCCACGAGCGAGCCCACACCGGGGAGAAGCCGUACACCUGCUCCGACUGUGGCAAGGGCUUCAACCAGCUGUCCCACCAGCAGUCGCACCAGCGGAUCCACACCGGGGAGAGGCCGUUCAUCUGCGCCGACUGCGGCAGGGGCUUCAACCAGUCGUCCCACCUGCAGUCGCACCGGCGGGUCCACAAUCGGGUCCGGCCAUCCAUCUGCUCCGAAUGCGGGAAGGGCUUCAGCCGGGCAUCCAGCCUGGUCAUUCACCAGCGCAUCCACACGGGCGAGAGGCCCUUCGUCUGCUCCGAGUGCGGGAGGGGCUUCACCCAACUGUCCAACCUGCAGACCCACCAGCGCAUCCACACCGGCGAGCGGCCCUUCAACUGCUCCGAGUGUGGGAAGGGCUUCAACCAGUUGUCCCAUCUGCAGAAGCACCAGCGGGUGCACACCGAGGAGAAGCCGGCCGACGACGCUGAGCCCGCCAAGGAGCUCACUCCACCGCCACCCGUGGUGAUCCGCAGACGACGCCGGGCUCCUGCCAAGGAGAGGCUCUUCAUCUGCUCCGAGUGCGGCAAGACCUUCGGCCGCUCGUCCAGCCUCAACCUCCACCGCCGCACCCACACCGGCGAGAGGCCCUUCACCUGCUCCGAGUGCGGCAAGCGCUUCACCCAGCUGUACAACCUGCAGAUCCACCAGCGCAUCCACACCGGCGAGAGGCCCUUCACCUGCUCCGUGUGCGGCAAGGGCUUCAACCGCUCCAGCACCUUGGUGACCCACCAGCGUGUCCACACCGGCGAGAGGCCGUACAUCUGUCCCGUGUGCGGGAAGGGCUUCACCCAGUUGUCCAACCUGCACAAGCACCGGCGAAUCCACGCCAACAAGAAAACCUAACCAACCGCGGAAUAUUUAAACGACUGCCGCUGCCGAGGCCUCGGUGCGGCGUCGGAGUCUGAGGCUGCUCUUCGCGCCCAGGAUUUCAACAUUGGUCCUUGGUCGCUGGGCAGAGUUGGGUUCCGUUUCUGCUGAUGUUAUUAAAACCUGUAACUUGAGUUGGAGUGUGAAAGUCCUGGAUCUGUGUAAAAUAAAUCGGUUGUGUUUUAAA